Lycium barbarum (goji berry) is the source of this 567-nucleotide messenger RNA. RefSeq lists its product as uncharacterized. Lineage: Eukaryota; Viridiplantae; Streptophyta; Magnoliopsida; Solanales; Solanaceae. The coding region runs from base 1 to 567 and encodes 188 amino acids. The transcript has a single exon. The record is from RefSeq and is a predicted model, not a curated record. Gene Ontology annotation, molecular function: nucleic acid binding.
AUGAAUGGAGCCGUAGAAGCAGCCAACAAAAAUAUCAAGAGGAUACUGAGGAAGAUGACUGAUAAUCAUAAGGGUUGGCACGAGCAGUUAACUUAUGCUUUACUGGGGUACCGUACUACGGCCAGAAAUUCAACAGGAGCAACUCCAUACUUGCUGGUCUACGGAACUGAAGCGGUCAUACCCGCCGAAGUUGAGAUAUCUUCCCUGAGAAUCAUUCAGGAAGCGGAGUUGGACGAUGUUGAAUGGGUCCGAGCUCGAUAUGAACAAAUGGCUUUAAUUGACGAGAAAAUGAUGGUUGUCGUAUGCCACGGUCAAUUGUACCAGCAAAGGAUGGCAAGAGCUUUCAACAAACAAGUCAGAACCAGACUUUUUCAGAUCGGGCAACUAGUGCUCAAAAGGAUUUUUCCACGUCAAGAUGAAUACAGAGCGAAAUUUGCUCCCAACUGGCAAGGUCCUUAUGUGGUCCACAAAGUACUCUCCGGAGGAGUAAUAGUAUUGGCAGAAAUGGACGGUCAAGAGUGGCUGAAGCCGAUCAACUCAGAUGCAAUCAAGCGCUACUAUGCAUGA